AUGGGGGACAAGGGAGGGGGCAAGCGGGAGAGGAAACCAGGGAAGGAGGCAGGAGAGGAAUGGUGCAGGGAGCAGAGGCCCCCUGAGCUGGUCAUUGUGUUCCCUGCAGGAGAUUCUUGGGGGAUCUUUGCCUUCCUGUGUGCCGCACUCUGGAACCUGCCCACGAUCCCUGCCCUGAACAGCACAGACGAGGUGGGCGCCGUCCAGUCCAUCCAGAAGACCUACGACCUCACCAGGUAUCUGGAACACCAGCUGCGCACGCUCGCCGGCACCUAUCUGAAUUACCUUGGCCCCCCCUUCAAUGAGCCAGACUUCAACCCUCCCCGGAUGACAAGGGCCGAGAUGGUGCCCAGUGCCACUGUGGACUUUGAGUUGUGGCGCAACCUGAAUGACAAUGCCCGGCUGGCAGCCAAUUACCGGGCCUACACGCACCUGCUAUGCUACCUGCACAGCAUGGAUGGGCAGGUGGCCAAGGCUGAGCUGCGCAAGAACCUGGGCCACUUCUGCACCAGCCUGCAGGGCCUUGUGGUGAGCAUUGCCAGCGUCAUGUCCUCGCUGGGCUACCCGCUGCCCAGCCCGCUGGGCAGCGCCAACCCCACCUGGGCCCAGGGGCCGGGCGCCACUAGCACCCACAAUGACUUCCUCAAGAAGAUGGACGACUUCUGGCUGCUCAAGGAGCUGCAGACCUGGCUGUGGCGCUCCGCCAAGGACUUCAACCGCCUGAAGAAGAAGGUGCCGCCUGCUGCCCUCAUGCUGCGCCUCGAGGCGCGGGGUUUCUGA
Messenger RNA from Emys orbicularis (European pond turtle), 780 nucleotides. It is a transcript of the gene CLCF1, whose product is annotated as cardiotrophin like cytokine factor 1. Lineage: Eukaryota; Metazoa; Chordata; Testudines; Emydidae. Gene Ontology annotation, molecular function: cytokine activity. Gene Ontology annotation, cellular component: CNTFR-CLCF1 complex; extracellular region; CRLF-CLCF1 complex. The record is from RefSeq and is a predicted model, not a curated record. The transcript is spliced from 3 exons. Gene Ontology annotation, biological process: positive regulation of B cell proliferation; cell surface receptor signaling pathway via JAK-STAT; positive regulation of tyrosine phosphorylation of STAT protein. Bases 1 to 780 code for a protein of 259 amino acids.